Musa acuminata AAA Group (dessert banana) is the source of this 549-nucleotide messenger RNA. Its product is annotated as probable methyltransferase TCM_000168. The transcript has 2 exons. NCBI's taxonomy places the organism in Eukaryota, Viridiplantae, Streptophyta, Magnoliopsida, Zingiberales, Musaceae. The coding region runs from base 1 to 549 and encodes 182 amino acids. The record is from RefSeq and is a predicted model, not a curated record. Gene Ontology annotation, molecular function: S-adenosylmethionine-dependent methyltransferase activity. Gene Ontology annotation, biological process: methylation.
AUGGUCGGAGGAGCUGGGGAAACCAGCUACGCCUCCAAUUCUAAGUUUCAGGCGUCAGCAUAUCUUUUCACUGGUUUGCUAACUGCGUCCCAGGAGAAGGUACUUCACAUGGCGAAGCCAAUACUGGAGGAGGCAAUAGGAGGGGUUUACAUGUCGCUGCUCCCCGAGAGGAUGGCGGUGGUCGACUUAGGUUGUUCCUCGGGCCCUAACACUUUGGAGGUGGUCUCCGAGGUGCUCGACGUGAUUGGCAAGCUACGGCGGAGCCUGGGACGCCAGGAGAUGCCGGAGAUCCUGUUCUUCUUGAAUGACCUCCCGGGGAAUGACUUCAAUCACGUCUUCCGGUCUCUGGGAGAUUACAAGAGGAAGGUCGAGGAGGAGAAGGGGAAGCUGCUGGUGCCAUACUACGUCGUGGGAGUUCCAGGUUCCUUCUACGGCAGGCUUUUCCCUUGUCAAAGUGUCCACUUCUUCAACGCUUCCUGUUGUCUCAACUGGCUCUCUCAGGUUGCCUUCCUCUUAAUAAAUGACAAUUGCUACACUAUUAUUAUCUGA